ACACGCUCCUUUUGAUCAAAACACGCUGCAGAACCACCACAAAACUAAACCCUCUCUUCUUUCUCGUUUCGUUUCGUUUCACUCUCUCUGCGCUCAAACAUUUUCUUCUUCCUCUCUACCCUAAAACCUAGCCGCUACCGCCGUAGCAAGAGACGGUGAUCCCGGCCGCCGAUAGCUUGCAUAGGAAAAGAGCACAGCAGUUACCUGGCCAUUGCUGGAGCUACUUCAUCAGUCUCCAGUGCCAAGUGAAAACUCAAAACCUUGCCUAGAGAUAUAUGGAGAAGAUGAAAAUAGAAGAGGUUCAGUCAACGACAAAGAAACAGCGUGUUGCUACUCACACACACAUAAAAGGCCUAGGUCUUGAGGUAAGUGGAAAACCUCUGCCUUUUGCUUCUGGGUUCGUGGGACAAGCUGAGGCAAGAGAAGCAUGUGGCCUUGCGGUUGAUAUGAUACGCCAGAAGAAGAUGGCUGGUAAGGCAAUCCUUCUCGCCGGGCCACCUGGAACUGGCAAAACUGCAUUAGCACUUGGGAUAUGUCAGGAGCUUGGGACUAAGGUUCCAUUCUGUCCAAUGGUUGGUUCGGAAGUAUACUCAACAGAAGUAAAGAAGACUGAGGUUCUUAUGGAAAAUUUUCGACGGGCUAUCGGUCUACGUAUUAAAGAAAAUAAGGAAGUAUAUGAAGGCGAGGUGACUGAGCUUUCUCCUGAAGAAACUGAGAGUAUAACAGGAGGUUAUGGUAAAAGUAUUAGCCAUGUUAUAAUUGGGUUGAAGACAGUGAAAGGAACCAAGCAACUAAAGUUGGACCCCACAAUAUACGAUGCUUUGAUUAAGGAAAAGGUAGCUGUUGGGGAUGUUAUAUAUAUAGAGGCAAAUAGUGGGGCUGUGAAAAGGGUUGGCCGAAGUGAUGCCUUUGCUACUGAGUUUGACCUUGAAGCAGAGGAGUAUGUUCCACUUCCUAAGGGAGAGGUUCACAAGAAAAAGGAAAUUGUUCAGGACGUGACCCUACAUGAUCUGGAUGCUGCCAAUGCACGGCCUCAGGGGGGGCAAGAUAUUUUGUCGCUUAUGGGCCAGAUGAUGAAGCCUAGGAAAACAGAAAUCACUGACAAGUUGAGACAAGAAAUUAAUAAGGUUGUCAACCGAUAUAUUGAUGAAGGUGUUGCGGAGCUUGUCCCUGGGGUUCUAUUUAUUGAUGAGGUGCAUAUGCUAGAUAUGGAGUGUUUUUCCUAUCUUAAUCGUGCUUUAGAGAGCUCCUUAUCUCCAAUAGUAAUCUUUGCCACAAAUAGAGGAAUAUGCUCUGUAAGAGGGGCUGAUAUGAGCAGUCCUCAUGGCAUACCUGUUGACCUAUUGGAUCGAUUGAUGAUCAUUCGAACAGUAACCUAUGGUCCAGCUGAAAUAAUUCAGAUUCUAGCUAUCCGAGCUCAAGUGGAAGAACUGGUUGUGGAUGAGGAAAGUUUAGCUUUCCUUGGGGAGAUUGGACAAAAGACAUCUUUAAGGCAUGCGAUUCAGCUUUUAUCACCUGCCAGCGUUGUUGCCAAGAUAAAUGGUCGAGAGAACAUUUGCAAGGCGGAUCUUGAGGAAAUUUGUUCACUUUAUUUAGAUGCCAAAUCAUCAGCCAAGCUACUUCAAGAGCAGCAAGACAAAUACAUAUCAUAAUACUAUUUUCAGAAUGUUGAAAUGAUUUGCUAGAAUCUGAACUUGUUAGGUUUUUACUCUGGUUCUUGUUCAGAAUUUCAUUCUUGUAUGGAAACAGUUUCCUUCCAGAGGUCAUA
Messenger RNA from Lathyrus oleraceus (garden pea), 1768 nucleotides. Its product is annotated as ruvB-like protein 1. The record is from RefSeq and is a predicted model, not a curated record. The transcript is spliced from 13 exons. NCBI's taxonomy places the organism in Eukaryota, Viridiplantae, Streptophyta, Magnoliopsida, Fabales, Fabaceae. The coding region runs from base 276 to 1652 and encodes 458 amino acids. Gene Ontology annotation, molecular function: ATP hydrolysis activity; ATP-dependent activity, acting on DNA; ATP binding.